Bombus pyrosoma is the source of this 3146-nucleotide messenger RNA. RefSeq names its product condensin complex subunit 3 (gene Cap-G). Lineage: Eukaryota; Metazoa; Arthropoda; Insecta; Hymenoptera; Apidae. Gene Ontology annotation, cellular component: condensed chromosome; cytoplasm; condensin complex. The record is from RefSeq and is a predicted model, not a curated record. Bases 243 to 2978 code for a protein of 911 amino acids. Gene Ontology annotation, biological process: mitotic chromosome condensation. The transcript has 7 exons.
UGCCUACGCCAAUGCUUCUAAAGUCGAGUAUUGUUAUCGUUCCAUCUUACUCAAUUUCAGUGCAAUCGUUUCAUUAUCCUUGUCAUGCGAUCUCUGAUUCGUAGAUGUAAGAUGGAUGUGAACAUUUCAACCAAUAAGAAAAAUAUAUUUGAAUUUGUAACGUUUUUGUUUCUUAUGUUGUAUUAUAGUUUUCUCACGCGCUAUUUUUAUAUUUCAGGUCGUAAUCGUAUUAUUUUAUAAGUAUGAAACGAAAUACAAAUAAUUAUAUAAAAGAAAUAUUUCAUAGUGUUCAAUUUAAUAAAACUUGUCAUCAGAGUAAUUUAAAAAAAUUGAAGAAAUGCUACGAACAGACUAAUGAAUCGGAUUUUUGGAACUGCUUUAUAUCCUGUUUUAAAGUUCCACUUACUUUUGCACAGCGACAUCCACGAGUUGAGAAUACUCUGGAGUUUGUUGCUAAAUUUGCCGCUGAUUUAUAUUCAGCCAUAAAUGAUAAUGAAUCUGAGGAACCGAUGUGUCCAUUUCUUUCCAACCUGUUUGAAUUUCUUCUAACGAAUCAUAGUGCAAAAGACAUAGGAGUAAGAUUUCGUAUUUGUCAUUUUUUGAAUAUGUUAUUAAAUUCUAUGGGUGAUCAGGCUUUUAUUGAUGAUGCUGUCUGUGAUAAAAUUACUGCUUCUAUGAUGGAUCGGUUGCUAGAUAGAUCGCCAAAAGUUAGAGCUCAGGCAAUUUUUGCUUUACAUAGACUUCAGGAUCCUACAGAUGAGCAAUGCCCUGUUAUAAAAAUGUAUAUAUUUCAUGCCAGCAAAGAUCCAAAUGCUAUGGUUCGCAAAGCAGCAUUGAUGAGCAUGGGAAAGAAUCAAAGUACUUUACAAGUUGCAUUGAGAAGAACCAGAGAUGUGGAUGAGGCAGUUCGUAAAAUGGCAUAUGAAUUCAUUAGUAAAGUAACAGUAAGAUCUUUAACUAUUACACAAAGAGAUCAGCUGCUAAAUGAUGGUUUAAAAGAUAGAUCUGAUAUAAUUAAAAAAACUGUUCAAAAUGUUCUGUUACCAUCAUGGUUAAGACAUUUUAAUGGUAAAUUCAUCAGUUUAAUAACAGCUCUUGAUGCUGAAAUUGGUACAGAUGUAUCUGUUUUAGCUCUAGAUUCUUUAUUUAAGAACGCUACAUUAAAUACAUUAAUAGAACAAUUACCAAUAGAUAAAGAGACUAAAUUAAUACCAGUGAAUAAAUUGUGCAGUGAAACUGCACUGUAUUGGAGAUGCUUAGUAAAAUAUGUUCAACGUGAAUCUUGUACAGAAGAAUUGGAAACAAUUUUGCCAGAAUUAUCAAUGUUCUGCAAUUAUAUUUCCGAUUUCCUUACAGCAAUAUCUGCACAACAAACUGAAACAUGGGUGAAUCAUAUGCAGAAAUUUGUCCUAUUACAGUUAUUUGAAAUAGUAACAAUUUAUGAUUUAUCUGAUGAAGUUGGAAGAAAAAGGUUGAACGAAUUAAUACGUAAUAUUUUGAUGGGUAAUUACUGGACUGAAAAACUUGUUGAAUGUGCAGUAACACACCUAAAAAACGUUAUACCCGAUGUAAAUAGCAGACUAGAUACAUUAGCUAACAUAAUCAGUGAAAUUAGAUUGCCUUUGAAAGAAACUAUAACACAAACACAAAUCACGGAGGAACAACAACACGAGAUUAACAUAAAAAGAGCAAAACUUAAGGUAAAGUUAUUAGAAUUAAAAGAAGAAGAAUAUCAGGCUAUACAAGACAAACAGUAUUUAAAGGCAGAUGGUUUAAAAAAUCAAAUAAACGAAUUGAACGAGGAAAUAGUAAAAUUAUCAGAAAAACCUCAAGUAACACAAACUAUAACUAACGAAGAGAUCAAAGAAAAGAGUGAUUCUGCAACAAUGAUAAAAUGUCUAACUAUAAUAUGUACAAUGAUGCAGUCUGUAACUUCGUUAACGCCAACACUUCAAAGCCUUAUGCAAAUAGCGCUUGAUAGUUUAGAUCAUCCGGAUGAUAAAGUACAUAUAUUAGCAUUAAAAGCAGUUAGUGUUUGUUGUAUAUUGGACAGGGAAUUAGCUAAACAACAUAUUAUGAUGUUGUUCUUACAAUUUUCUUUGGAACAAGAAAAUCCAGAUAUUUGGAUUGUUGCUUUGAAAGGAAUCUUCGACCUUUUAUUGUUAUACGGCCUGGAGCAUUUUGAUAUAUUAGAAAAUGUACCCGAUAAUACUGGUAGUAAAUCAGAAAAAUCUCGCACUAAAUUAUUUACGGAUACCGACACAGAAGUUUCUGUAGCAUCUCUACGUAAAUCAGAAGCAGAACGAGGCAAUUGUAAUUUUAUUAAAAUUAUAGCCGGAUUAUUAGAUAAUGCAAAUCAAGGACUAAGAACAGUUGCCGCGGAAGGUCUUUGCAAAUUGUUACUUCAUCGACGAAUUAGUAGUUCGAGUUUAUUGUCAAGAUUAAUAAUUUUAUGUUACAAUCCUGUGAACGAUAGCGACUUCUAUCUUCGACAAUGUCUAACUGGUUUCUUCGAUAAUUUUGUCACAUUCGUACCUGAUGCACACAUGUUAUUAGAAGAAGCAUACUUGCCGACCUUACAAAUUUUAUGUAAUGCACCAGACAUCAGUCCCUUACAAGAAAUUGAUCCUUAUGAAGUAUCCAGGUUUAUAUUAAACUUGACUAGGCUUGAAACUCGUAAACCUGGAGGAGAGAAUUUCUGUGCGCAUAAUAGCCUCGUUUUUUCUAUUUUGGCAGAAGUAUUAAAUACAGAAAGCAACAUUGACAAAGAAACUCUUAUUAAAUCGUUGAAAGAUUUGCAUUUGGAAUUGGACGAUAACACGUCUAAAAAAAACUUACAGGAAGCUAUCGAUAAAGUGAUGGAAAUGGUAGUUUCUGAUAAACGGUUAGUAAGAUACAUCGAGCUUUUUACGAAAAAGUUAAAUGCUCCUAAUGCUACCGAUGUAGCAGAAGAUGAAGACACUGAAGCUGAUGAAUGAGUAAUUGUUCAUAAUAGGAACGCAAUUGAACUGAAUGUGAAAAUAUUAUAUUUUAUAUAAUAUUGAAUUAAAUUUUAUAUAUCUCCUGAGCAUAUGUUUAUAUAUAUGCAAUGUUUUAUAGGAUGUUCACGAAAUAAUAAAAAUCUCUGAAUUCCACGUAACAUUUUA